AAGGGAGGGACGCUUUCGAGGUAUAUAUAAAGUGGAUACGUUUUGGUCUGCAUUAUUCAGUCGACUCGAACUACUACUUCUUCAGUCAUGUUUUCGAAACUGCUCGUGUGUUUGCUCUUGGCAGCUGUGAAUGCUGCCCCUCAGGGGUAUGGGGCCCCUCCCCCUCCGUCCUACAGCGCACCCGGUGGUCCCUCGGGUCCCGUGGUUCCUAUUCUCGUCGACGUUCGCGAGGGACCUGAUGCUGCUGGGGUCUACAACUUCAACUUCGAAACUGGGGAUGGUAUCAGCCGUCACGAGCAAGGCGCCCCUCAGGGACCUGAAGGAGCAGUUGCCGCUCAGGGCGGAUGGUCCUUCACCUUCCCUGACGGAACUCCUGCCGUGUUCAACUUCGUAGCUGAUGGCAGUGGGUACAGCGUGCAGUCUGAUUUCCUGCCGACGCCCCAUCCUCUUCCCCCCCACGCCAUCGCCCAGAUCGAAAAGGCUCGACAGGAGGACGCUGCUGCCGCGCUGGAGGAGCACGUCCUCAGUACAGCGCCCCUCCUCCUCCACCAAGUCAAGGAUACGGCUUCUAAAUCUGACUAUGUCUUCUUCCUCGUCUGAACAAGAAACUGCUUUCGGGAAACGCUCGCUAGGAUAGCGUUCGUGGAAUACGCAUCCAUCUAUUCAUUCUGUAUUGAUUUAUCAUCUUAUAUCUAUGUAGAUUUUCUUCAGUCUUCUUUUCGUCUUUACGCCUUUUUUUUAUUAUGUAUAUAGAAUUUCGGACACUUGUUCCCCGAACAGAUCUCAGACAACGAAACAGUCUUGAAAGUUGACAACGAUUCUCCUCCAUUGUUCACCCUUCACCCUCUCACGGAGUUCCCAUUAAACGUUAGUUAUCUAUCUGGUCGUUGAUAUUGCAUGUCCAUUUUCUAAAUAAAGAUUCAUCUAUUU
Messenger RNA from Macrobrachium nipponense, 930 nucleotides. RefSeq names its product cuticle protein AM1239-like. Gene Ontology annotation, molecular function: structural constituent of chitin-based larval cuticle. Gene Ontology annotation, cellular component: chitin-based extracellular matrix. NCBI's taxonomy places the organism in Eukaryota, Metazoa, Arthropoda, Malacostraca, Decapoda, Palaemonidae. The record is from RefSeq and is a predicted model, not a curated record. The coding region runs from base 88 to 600 and encodes 170 amino acids. The transcript is spliced from 3 exons.